CAGUGACCGCAGCGACCUCCAAGCUCUGCGACCCGUCGGAGAGAAAGGCGAAUCGGAUCCCCGCAGAAGGGGAGCGCCGCCGCGGAGAGCACCCGCGGUAGCAGCGAGCGGCAGCAGGGAGAAGCACGCUGCCCAAUGCCGCUCGGCGUCGCCGGAGGGGCACCACACAUGGCAGGGGAAGGGGGAAGCACCCGCGGCGGCGGCUCCGCCCCGGCGACGGCGCGAGCUCGUCGCCUUCCUCCUCACUGGCCUGGCCGCCUCCACCCGCGUCCCCAACGCCAGGCCGCCGCUCGACGCGGGCCACACCUCAUGGACGCUGGGACUAGUUCUACCGAUAAGAACUCUCGGUUCCACAAUGGUCCAUGGAGCCAGAUCCUUUUAAAAUUGAUUAAGUUUGACAUUCAGAAAGGGACAGCAUUUUUGUCUGGAAGCGGGUGUUGGUUCCUGGCCACGAUGGUUGCAGGGAAAAGAGCAUAGAUGUUUAUAGAAUUCAAGAUUCUACCAACAUUGUCGUUCGUCAUUCUUCUGGACAUGCAUUCUGAAAUUGUGAUCUUUUAGGUAACAUUGGACAUGGAGUUCUUCACAGAAUAUGGUGAGGCAAGCCAGUAUCAGAUCGAAGAGAUCAUUGGCCAGGGAAGCUUUGGAGUAGUUGCUGCUGCAGUAGAUACCCAAACUGGGGAGCGGGUUGCGAUCAAGAAGAUACAUGAUAUGUUUGAGCAUGCCCCAGAUGGCACCCGCAUUCUUCGGGAAAUCAAGCUUCUUCGGCUUCUCCGCCACCCAAACAUAGUUGGGGUCAAACACAUCUUGCUUCCCCCUGCCAGAAGGGAGUUUAGAGAUAUUUAUGUUGUUUUUGAGCUCAUGGAGUCAGACCUACAAAAAGUGAUCCAAGUAAAUGAGAACCUCACCGCAGGGCAUCACCGGUAUUUCUUGUAUCAGCUUCUUCAUGCCCUCAAGUACAUCCAUGCAGCUAAUGUAUUUCAUCGUGACUUAAAACCGAGCAACAUACUUGCCAAUUCGAAUUGCAAACUAAAGAUCUGUGACUUUGGGCUUGCACGCGCAUUGCGUGAUGAUGCUCCCUUGGCUAUAUUUUGGACUGAUUAUGUGGCUACAAGGUGGUACCGUGCUCCUGAAUUAUGUGGCUCAUUUUUCUCCAAAUACACCCCUGCAAUUGAUAUUUGGAGCAUAGGGUGCAUAUUUGCUGAAGUUCUCACUGGAAAACCAUUAUUUCCUGGGAUGAAUGUCACACACCAACUAGAUCUGAUAACAAAUGUCCUUGGAACUCCAUCAUAUGAAACCCUAUCCCAGAUUCGUAAUGAGAAGGCCAGGAGAUAUUUGACUGGCAUGAAGAGGAAACAUCCUAUCCCCUUUCCUAGUAUUUUUUGUAACGCUGAUCCUCAGGCUGUCCGUCUCCUGGAACGCUUACUCGCAUUUGAUCCUAAAGAUCGACCUACUGCUGAAGAGGCUUUAGCUGAUCCAUAUUUUGAAGGAUUUCCUAACUUGGAACAUGAGCCUUCACCACACCCCUUUUCAAAACUUGAGUUUGAAUUUGAGAGAUGGAAGCUAACAAAGGAUGGUGUAAGAGAUCUGAUAUAUCGAGAGAUUUUGGAGUACCAUCCACAGAUGCUUCAGGAUUAUAUCAGAGCUGGAGGACAGACUAGUUUCGUCUAUCCAAGUGGGGUUGAUGGUAUGAGGCUGCAGUUUGUACAUCUUGAGGAGAACCACCUGAGAGGAGAAAGAGGCACUCCACUGCGGAGGCGACAUGCAUCUUUGCCAAGGGAAAGAGUCUGUGCACCAAUGGGUAUUGAUAAUCAAGACUGUAACAAUGAGAGGAGGACAGCAUCUUCUGCUGCCCAAAUUACCAUAAGAUCACAACAAGAGGGGCUGACACAUGCAUAUGUUUAUCAAAAUGGCACAGGCAUUCCGGACUUCUGCUCAGGGUAUUACUUGCAGAAUGGUAGUACCAGUGCUUCCAGUUGUGUUAUCGAAGAGAAUGAAGGCCCAAAGGAGAAUGGCGUCUCCGCGGAGAAGGUGGCCUAUGAACUGUCAGAACGGCUUGCCAGGAUCUAGCCAGGACGCACCUUCUAAGGCAGCCAUGAUCCCGACGCAGCUCUAAAUUUCAGCGCAGUGGUUCCACCAUGUAGUCUGAUGGAUCCCGGCAGCACAGAAUAAACUCCACCAGGGCGGAGGUGCUGCGAACUUCACACCAACCAUUCACAUUAUCUGAAAACAUGUAAUAAAUCUGAGUUGAAAAAUGUCGCGCCGAUCUGCAUCGGUAUACAUCCGGUGUAAAUUAUGUGGGUACCGUAGUGUGAUGUCGUAACAGAAAUUGCAGACA
Molecule: messenger RNA, 2335 nt
Organism: Triticum aestivum (bread wheat)
Lineage: Eukaryota; Viridiplantae; Streptophyta; Magnoliopsida; Poales; Poaceae
Product: mitogen-activated protein kinase 13
Exons: 12
Coding region: 571-2067 (498 amino acids)
Biological process (GO): protein phosphorylation
Molecular function (GO): ATP binding; MAP kinase activity
Source: RefSeq, a predicted model, not a curated record